Molecule: messenger RNA, 5625 nt
Organism: Echinops telfairi (small Madagascar hedgehog)
Lineage: Eukaryota; Metazoa; Chordata; Mammalia; Afrosoricida; Tenrecidae
Gene: BCLAF1
Product: BCL2 associated transcription factor 1
Exons: 12
Coding region: 404-3166 (920 amino acids)
Biological process (GO): positive regulation of transcription by RNA polymerase II; mRNA processing
Cellular component (GO): exon-exon junction complex; mediator complex
Molecular function (GO): DNA binding; mRNA binding; transcription coregulator activity
Source: RefSeq, a predicted model, not a curated record
CCUGAUAGGAUACGAUAACUUCUGCUUUUCAGAUGCCCAAAUUGCUACAGUUAUUUCAUGUAUUUACGAUAACAUGCUAUGGUGCUGUCAAUUUCAUGAUAUACUACCACGUAUUGUAAUUUUAAAGAAUAGUUGAGGUUUUUUAAUGGUUAGUACGUUUGCUAUACCCUCAUUCACUUUUCUCUACCCAUAAGUCAUAAGUGCUGUUAUUAGCAUUUACUGAAGUACUCAGUGAGAUGCUUUGUGACACAAUUAACCUUAAAUCAACCUCGUUUUAUUUUUGCUAGGAAUUUGAAUUUAGAAUUUAAUUUCUCAGAACAUUGUCUCCAGGAAGAAUUUGACACAUCUCAAAGACUUCACUUGAUUGCUUGGUCCUGAGUAAAUAAAGCUCCAGGAGCAAAAGAUGGGUCGGUCAAAUUCUAGAUCCCAUUCUUCAAGAUCAAAGUCUAGAUCACAGUCUAGUUCUCGAUCACGAUCAAGGUCACACUCUAGAAAGAAGAGAUACAGUUCUAGGUCUCGUUCCAGGACAUAUUCAAGAUCUCGUAGUAGGGAUCGCAUUUAUUCUAGAGAUUAUCGUCGAGAUUACAGAAAUAAUAGAGGAAUGAGAAGACCUUAUGGGUACAGAGGAAGGGGUAGAGGGUAUUAUCAAGGAGGAGGAGGUAGAUAUCAUCGAGGUGGCUAUAGACCUGUCUGGAAUAGAAGACACUCUAGGAGUCCUAGAAGAGGCCGGUCACGUUCCAGAAGUCCCAAAAGAAGAUCUGUUUCUUCGCAGAGAUCCCGAAGCAGAUCUCGCCGGUCAUAUAGAUCCUCUAGGUCUCCAAGAUCAUCAUCUUCUCGAUCUUCAUCCCCAUAUAGCAAAUCACCUGUGUCUAAGCGAAGAGGGUCUCAGGAAAAGCAAACCAAAAAAGCUGAAGGGGAGCCUCAAGAAGAGAGUCCUUUGAAAAGUAAAUCACAGGAGGAACCAAAAGAUACAUUUGAACAUGACCCAUCUGAAUCUGUUGAUGAAUUUAAUAAGUCAGCCGCAUCUGGUGAUAUUUGGGCUGGCCUUUCAGCUUAUGAUAAUAGCCCCAGAUCACCCCAUAGUCCUUCACCUAUUGCUACACCACCUAGUCAGAGCUCCUCUUGCUCUGAUGCCCCCAUGCUCAGUACAGUCCACUCUGCAAAAAACACCCCCUCUCAGCAUUCACAUUCCAUUCAGCAUAGUCCUGAAAGGUCUGGGUCUGGGUCCGUUGGAAAUGGGUCUAGUCGAUACAGUCCUUCUCAGAAUAGUCCAAUUCAUCACAUCCCUUCUCGAAGAAGCCCUGCAAAGACAAUCACACCACAAAAUGUUCCAAGAGAUGAAGCUAGAGGGCGUUCCUCGUUUUAUCCUGAUGGUGGAGAUCAGGACACUGCAAAGACUGGAAAGUUCUUAAAAAGGUUCACAGAUGAAGAGUCUAGAGUAUUCCUGCUUGAUAGGGGUAAUACCAGGGAUAAAGAGACUCCAAAGGAGAAAGGAUCAGAGAAAGGGAGGGCAGAGGGAGAAUGGGAAGAUCAGGAAGCCCUAGAUUACUUCAGUGAUAAAGAGUCUGGAAAACAGAAGUUUAAUGAUUCAGAAGGGGAUGACACAGAGGAGACAGAGGAUUAUAGACAGUUCAGGAAGUCAGUCCUUGCAGAUCAGGGUAAAAAUUUUGCUACUACAUCUCACCGGAAUGCUGAGGAGGAAGGACCCAAGUACAAGUCUAAAGUUUCACUAAAAGGCAAUAGAGAAAGUGAUGGAUUUAGAGAAGAAAAAAACUAUAAACUUAAAGAGACUGGAUACAUAGUGGAAAGGCCUAGCACCACAAAAGAUAAGCACAAGGAAGACGACAAAAGUUCUGAGAGAAUAACAGUAAAGAAAGAAACUCAGUCACCUGAGCAGGUAAAGUCUGAAAAGCUCAAAGACCUCUUUGAUUACAGUCCCCCUCUACACAAGAAUCUGGAUGUACGAGAAAAGUCUACCUUCAGAGAGGAGAGCCCACUUAGGAUCAAAAUGAUAGCCAGCGAUUCUCAUCGCCCUGAAGUCAAACUCAAAAUGGCCCCCGUUCCUCUUGAUGAUUCUAACAGACCUGCUUCCUUGACUAAAGACAGGCUACUUGCUAGUACACUUGUCCAUUCUGUCAAGAAGGAGCAAGAAUUCCGGUCCAUCUUUGACCACAUUAAGUUGCCACAGGCCAGCAAAAGCACGUCAGAGUCGUUUAUUCAACACAUUGUGUCCUUGGUUCAUCAUGUUAAAGAACAAUACUUCAAAUCAGCUGCAGUGACCCUAAACGAGAGGUUCACAUCAUAUCAGAAAGCCACUGAAGAACAUAGUGCCCGGCAAAAGAGCCCUGAGAUACACAGGAGAAUUGACAUCUCUCCAAGUGCCCUGAGGAAGCAUACCCGUUUAGCCGGGGAAGAGAGAGUUUUUAAAGAAGAAAAUCAAAAGGGAGAUAAAAAACUAAGGUGUGAUUCUGCUGAUCUUCGGCAUGACAUUGACCGUCGUAGAAAAGAAAGAAGCAAAGAACGAGGGGAUUCCAAGGGCUCCAGGGAAUCCAGUGGAUCAAGAAAGCAGGAGAAAACGCCAAAAGAGUACAAGGAGUACAAAUCUUACAAAGAGGACAGUAAACAUAAAAGUAGAGAGCAAGAUCAUUCUCGAUCUUCAUCCUCUUCAGCAUCACCCUCUUCUCCCAGUUCUCGAGAAGAAAAGGAGAGUAAGAAAGAACGAGAAGAAGAAUUUAAAACUCACCAUGAACUGAAAGAAUACUCUGGCUUUUCAGGAGUUAGCCGACCACGAGGAACCUUUUUUCGAAUUAGAGGCAGAGGAAGAGCCAGAGGAGUUUUUGCUGGGACAAAUACUGGUCCAAACAACUCAAAUACUACUUUUCAAAAGAGACCGAAGGAAGAGGAAUGGGAUCCAGAAUAUACCCCAAAGAGCAAGAAGUACUUCUUGCAUGAUGACAGAGAUGAUGGUGUGGAUUAUUGGGCCAAAAGAGGAAGAGGUCGUGGCACUUUCCAACGUGGCAGAGGGCGCUUUAACUUCAAAAAAUCAGGUAGCAGUCCAAAAUGGACUCAUGACAAAUACCAAGGGGAUGGGAUCGUUGAAGACGAUGAGGAGACCAUGGACAACGCUGAAGAAAAGAAGGAUAGACGCACAGAAGAAAAGGAAUAGUUCAUCUGGAGUAACCUUACAACAGAACAGAACUUGCACCCAUCAUAUAUUUUUUUUACUUAAUUUUUGUUUUCAAAUAAGAAUGUAAGCAUUCACUUAAAUUUUACUGUUUGCAAGUAGUCAGUAGAUAUUUUGUUUUAAGACUUUAAAUAUCUUGAAAAAUAGUAGACUGUAUGUUGAAAAUUGUACUGAAAUAAAGUAGAAAAUUGUUAGUACCAUAUUUGUAACUAUCAACCUAAAAAAAAAAACUUUGCUGUUUUUGUUACAUACAUUGUAAUUCUGCUUUGUCUAUAAGAUAUGGUCAAGUACUGCUCUGUGAAAGUUCUGAUUCUCUUCCUUCCCUGUUUGUUAAUGUUUUAUUCUGAAGUAAACUUUAGCUCUACAUAAAAAUAAAUCUGAACAGAAAUUGCUUAUAGAGGCCACAUUAAUUAUUUUAUUUGUAUACGUCUGUGUAACGUUUUUUUCUUCAUUUGCAAACACUACCCCUGUAGGGUGAUGAAUUUUUGAAGUAUACCACAGAACAAACUGUUAACAGAUGGAAACGUUUGAGAGAAUUGAAACGAUGAAAUUUAAAGCAAGCAAUGAUUUACAAACUUUUUUAAAAACAAUUCAUAAUUUGUGAAUUAGCUGGAGGUUCUAGAAACAUUCUUAGCAGCCUUUCCUAUGGGGGUUCAAAACUCAUGUUCUCCUUUUUAUUUACGGUUUGAGUCGUCGUUUCAGAUUCACAUGGCAGCUUUGAGAGGGGAAACUGGUUUGCAGUAAUCAUUGCAAAACAAAGUCCCAUUCAUUCCUAUUGAUGUCUUAGGAAUGACAAAACUCAGAGCAAAACUGAAAGCUUGUUGGUCUAGAAGAGGGAUAGAUCCUGCAUAACUCGACACAUUAACACAGUGUACUUGAUUUCAUAUCUUAACUAUUUAUUUGGAUGUCAAAUACAGAACCCCAUUAGUUUGUAGUGUAAUUGUAAGAAAAGCUACUGGAACACAACUGUUCAUUUGUAUUUCAAGUAACUUGUUUUCAAAUGUCACCAAUAAAUAGUUCUGGGAGGAGGCUUGUUGCAGCAGCACUCUAUAAUGGUUUUUACUUUUCCCUUCUAUUUCUUUUCAUUUUGUAAAGUGGCUCUUUUUAUUCCUAAGGGCUCUCUAUUCAGGUAGAUAAUCUUUCCAUUCAAAAUUGCAUCACCUUUUAUACUUCUGUUGAUAGCUCUUAAAAGAAUGGAAGUCAGAAAUAGUAAAUUUUAAUGCCAAGUCUGUCCGCUUACACGCACACAUAAGACAACCAAACGCCUCUUAGUUAAUCCAGCAUCUGAAUUAGUUGAAUAUGUUGGCAUUAAAUAGAGAUGUUGUGUAUUCUGUUCAUGUAAAUGUUUUGACAUCUUGAGCUUAUAUGAGUCUGCAUCCUCAUUUUUGAUCAUUUGCAAUGCUUUUUGCACUAUUCCCACAGGAGCCUGUAAAAGCAGCUGAUAGGGGAGAAACAUAAAACACCAGUAUAUGCUAUGCUUAUGAUCCUAAUAUUCUUAGUGUUGCAUGAUUUCCCCCUAUUUUCUCUUAUUCUGGAAUUUUUUAAUUUGGUGGAAAUAGCUUCAAAGAAAUUAUGUGCUGUACCCUUAACACAAGAAAGAUUUGGUGACCAUUUGUUUUUUACAGUCCACUUUUAUUUUCACAGUUACUCUUUGGUUAGAUGCUAUCAUUCUAUGCAUGACUAAAAAGAUACUGAUUUAUUCUGCUUAAGGUAGUAGGAUAAAGCAGAUUUGCUGAGAAAUGGUUUAAAUGUGGGAAUUAAAGUUUCCCAAGUCUUUAUGAGCAGUUAUAUUUUAAGUGCAAAAGCAUUGUUUUAAUAUAAAUAAAUGAUUUGGUUACUUUUAUUCUCUCAAAUAAUUAAAACUGAGGAAGGAGUAUCCUACCAGAAUAUAGUACACAGAACGAGGAUGAGAACUUUGCAGUUAAACUCUUCUCCAUGUUGCUGUGAUCUUCUAUUUCAGAGCUAAGGAAAUAAAGUAACCUGUAUUUUAUUAAAUCAUAGUUUUAACUCCAUAUUUGAUGACAUGAUAAAAGCUGAAUGGUUCCUUUUGCUAAUGAUACCUAUUUACAAGUGCCAGGAAAUACGAACUCAUUGAUAGCUGCAUUGACAGACUUCCUUUUUGUUUGCUAAAGGGAAGGUAAAUGAACCAGAAAGGAUUAAGAAGGCUGUUUAAGAAGGUGUGACUCAGUUCUUUCUUAGGUGUGCAUACGUUCCAACAUCGUGGUGAUAUAAAGCAAAGAUAGUUUUCCAGUUGCAGUCUACUUCAAGGAAUUACUCAGAUUCCUUUUUGUCACAGUUAAUACCAAUGUUGGAAUCAACAAUUUGAAAAAACUAACCAAGAAGAAUGAAUGUAGAUGGCUAAACAACUCUUAGUCUGCUGUAUAAUGCAACAGGGACCCUUGUAAAUUGUCAUAUGCCAAUAAAAUGUCAUUAAGUGGUAA